AUGACCAAGACUGUUGAUGAAGCUAAGGUUCUUAUUGAGAAUCUUGCAGCUAGUGAUUGUAACAACUGUCCUGAUUAUGACCGCUCAAGCCGCACCACUACUAGCUCCCCUGAUUCUUUUCAAAUGACUGAACUCAAGAACAUGAUGGCUCAAGUUCUUAAGGGACAGCUCAAGCAUAUCAAUGCAAUAGAAGGGAUGAGUGAUGCUAAUGAAGAUUCAUCAAGAGAAUGCAUGGGAGAUUCUCUAAUGAAGCCAAUGAAGAAGAUGUGA
This is a messenger RNA of Microthlaspi erraticum, 270 nucleotides long. Lineage: Eukaryota; Viridiplantae; Streptophyta; Magnoliopsida; Brassicales; Brassicaceae. The record is from the annotation of a GenBank genome assembly.